AUGUUCACUGAAACGCAGCCGAAGGAGGUUGUGCUGCAGGGCGCACGCAAAGCCUCGCCGACUUUCGCCAAAGAUGCGGGUAUCGUACAGGCUGCUGCCACAAUGGUACACAAAGUAGGAGUAAGUGAGCCGAUGAAGGCUCAACGAGGCAGCAGCGCCACCUGCGGCGGCGGUGCACUUCCACCGAUACACACCAAGACAGCGUCGACGAGCGAGACAGCCGUGGUGCCGCGCCCGCGGAAGCAGCGACCGCUCUCUGACUUCCAAGAGCUGCAUCAAAGGCUCGUCGCGGAUGGACAGGCCUUUCCUGUGAUGCUUCCAGCGGUGGGCGACCUGCCUGGCCAGCGCCCCUCGGCUGCUCUCGGCAUCGCCUCUACCUUGAGGAGCGGCGAUGAAGUGCCCUCCUCCUCUUUUAGUCCAGCGCCUCGGCGGCCCCCGUCUACCAGUCGCCCCGCAGCGCGACACCGCCGCAUGCACGCUUCGCUUCCUCGGCAGGCACGUCAGCCCAGCACCAGCCCGAACGGCUUGAGAGCCACCUCUACGCGAGCAAGCGGUGUUGGUUGGAUGGAGAGGCGACGUCACAGCGGUCAGGCCUCGCGGCGGACCGGGCUCAAGUCGUUGAAGCAGCAGGUGGAGGGCGAUGAGGCGGCCGCUGACCAGUUGAUGCAGGCUGGAAACACCGGUGGAGCGCUCAUGCUCCUGAGCCACACGCUGAAGAGCGUGCUGGACUAUCGCGUCUCGCUGAACAGUGGGAGCAGUCGAAUCAACGUUGUCGGCAGCACUGUAUCGGCGCGCGCAGCUCCGGCUGCGCCGCCACCAGGUGAGCCCGGGGCCGCAUGGGCCGCGAAGACAGCCCAGCGACUUGCCGAGGUCUACACCGUUAUUGCCAACAAUGCGGGAGUGCGGUGCAGCACGGCAGCCGAACCGAUCCAGAUCCAGGAGGCGUACUUCCAAGCCGCGAUGCGCUACGUGGUGAAGAAAUCGACCGAGGACCUAUUUUCUGAGUGGACAGCGGGCAGCGCUGCGGCGACGAGUAAGGGGCAAUCACCCCAUCCACCACAGCCACAGUCACACCGCCGCCUCCCGGCAAGGUCGGCGGCCCCGCCAUCAGCACGCGAGCCUCCCUCGUGCUUUUCGUCAACCUGCCCAGGCAAGAGCAAGGAUGGUGACCAGCAGCAGAACGAGCAACCCGCGGUUGUUCGUCGCCUGCUCCGCUGCGCUGUCCGCACCAAUGCCGCCGUGUGCCUCGGCGAUAGCGCAACGCUGGGAGGACAGGCCCGCAUUAUCUAUGAGUUAUUGAAAGCGUUGGCCGAGUCAGACGGCGUAUGGAGCAUGACAGUGUUGUACAACUUGGCGGUUGCAUUUCUGCGGGUUGGCGGCUACGACGACGCUGCGGAGGCGAUUGCGCGGUUCAUGGAGUUGAGCUGGCACUACCUCGAGUGGGCGCAGCACAUGCACGAGACGGACGAUGAUGGCAGCGUGACAAGCGUCACCGCGGCUGUGCACACGCAGGCGGCGCUGCAGCUAAUCUGCGGACACCACUUCAUCGCUGCGAUGGCGGCCUGGUGUGAACCGCACGGCCUCACGGAGCUGUACCACUGCGAGCUCGCCAGUGCCUGCGCGGAGCGCUAUCUGGACCAUGCCGACAAGGCUCAGCGGGAGUGUCAGCACCGUCUCGCCGCAGCUCAGGCGAGGGCUGCUGCUGCUGGCGCCAGCGCUCCAGAAGAAUCCACCAGGACCGCCACAGAUGGACCCCCGACGCUGCUCUUGCUACCGUACAUGACACAGGACUUGGUUUUCUCUUGCCCCUCGUCGACAGCGGUGGCGGCGAUGGGUGGUGUUGCGUCCACCACCGUCACGGUACACCUGCUGGUUGAGGCGCUUGCCGCCUCGUCCUCACUUAGCGCGUCUCUGCCAGCAGAGGUGAGGGCGUACGUGCGGGAGGUGCAAAAGGGGGAUGCCUUGCGGUACUGGGCACGUGCGGCACUGCGCGCUGGUGCGUCGCCGCCGUUCUUGUCGGCUGCCGUAGCCGCCUCAACUGCUACACCGGUGCCGCCGGCCCUCGUGGUGUUACUGAACCACAGAGAGGAGGGUGAGGAUGUGUGGACACGAGAGUCCUGGAUGACAUCGCAGGUUCGCAAGGUCGCUGCGGACGACGCCUCGAGUUCACUUCGGCGACUGCUCUCCGCCGCAACGACGACAGGUGUAAGUUGCGCCUCGGUUAUUGCUCUGACUUCACAGCGUUUUGGAGCCGUGCCGGGCAUGCAACCAGAUGCCUCCGCCUCCCUCAUUGCCCCCGCCGCGCCGACGCCGCAUUAUGAGCUCGGCGCUUCAUCGGGCGCGCCAAGCCCGCGCAAGUCGAGCAAGCCCGCGCCGCUCUUCGUCACGACGCUCCCCAGCAGCGCCUACGACCGGUACCGCAAGCUCCGCGAUGGCGUCGUCACUCAGCUAGGGAACGCAGAGCAGAUGGUGCAGCAGGGGGCAGGGGUGGAGGAUGCGGUGGAGCUACUUGCUGUGGAGGGUGAUGCGAAAGUUGCGGCGCGCACCGAAAGAGCCCGCUCUUGCUCCAUGGCGGUGUCAAAGAGCUUACCGGCAGACGCAGCAGCCGUGCACUCACGCGAGCGGCACAUGACGACUCUCUUCGUCGGUGCAUCAGGCACCGCCACCUCUCCGGCGGCAUCUUUGCCGCGUGAGGUCCGAGGUGGCGAUAUUACCGCUGCAUGCGGCUUUCUGGGGGAAGAGAUGCCGGAGUACCACGACGCGAGGAGCGUCACCACCACUGCCGCCCUCGAUCAUACGCUGCUGGGUGUACCUAUCCGCCCCUCGGAGCUGCUGCGGCAGCUAGACUGGGAGACGGAGGCGCGCUACUCCCGUCUCGUUGCGGACCCCCUCGCAGACCUACAGCGGGUCGCCUCGACGUGCAUCCAGGGAUGGUGGCGCAUGCAGCUCGCGCGGCAGGUGCGGCGCCGUCGUGCGGCGGACGUCGAGACAUGUCUUCGCCGGGACGCCGCAGCUGUCCGCAUUCAGAGUGGCCUUCGGCACUGGAAGGAGUGCGCACCUGCCAAGAGAGAACUACACCGUCUGCGUGCCUAUCGAGAGCGAGUGCGCAGCACCACCAUUCUGCAAGCCUUCGUGCAGCAACGCGCCAGUGUGGAGGUGUGGGGGCGCGCCUGCUUGGUGUGGUACAAGGUCCUCGUGAAGCAGCGGGAGAUGGAGGCACGACGCGCGGCAGCCGCUGUCACUCUCCAGAGUUGGUGGCGGAUGCACAUGGCCCGCAGGCAGCUGUGCGACUCUGUGACCGCCGUCAUUCGCCUUCAGUGUUGGUGGCGCUGCGCACUGGCACGGCGUGAGCUGCGCACGCGCCACGUGCACCAUCGCCUCGCACAGGAGCAGUGGCGGUACGAGCGACUUCCGCAGAUUAUCUUGGUUCAGCGUUGGUGGCGCGCCUGUCGCUCUCGCUGGGCAGUCGGCGACCUGCUCUGCCAGCGACAGCGCUCUCUGGAGGGGUACCUGAGGGCACUGGAAUCCAGCUACGACGCAGUCAUGCGCACGCAUCUACGCAGCGUGGAGAACGUGGAGGCGGCAAUGCGCUGCGUCCUGGCGGCGCUGGCUGGUGCACGAGACCGCCGCCAACUCGGUCAGCUCGCCAUGCGCGCGCGGGUGCGGCAGCGUGCUGUGCACAGCUUUGUGCUUCAGUGGCGCGGUCGAGAGGAGAUGCGGCAACUUCGCCGGGACCGGGCUGCAGCGCUGGCUCUGCAGAGGCGACGGGAGGAGGUUGCCGUGGCGACGGUGACCCUGCAGUCAUGGGUGCGCUCGUGGCUGCCGCGCCGCUGCGCAGCACGGGAGCGCGCCAGCAGGGCCUUCCAGCAUGCGUGUGCGCUCAAAAUUUGGGAUGCCUUUCGCCACUACCGUGCGCGACAAGCCCUGGUCAGCGGACGAACGCAGUGCGGCAUGCUUGGCGUGGUUCGCCGCCUUGCGGAGGUGCGAAACGACGCCGCAACGCGCAUUCAAUCCAUGUGGCGCAUGCAUUGCACGCAGCGUGAGUUUUUCGAUCUCCUCAAGUUUAUGCUCAGGGAUCGACACGAGUAUGCGACGGCCGUGCAGCGCUGCUGGAGAGGGCACUACGCACGAGCCGUGCUUGCCCCUCGGCGAGCGGCGCGCGUCCGGGAGUACGAGGCCCGCCUGCAGGAUCGCACAGUGCUCCAGUGUGCCGCUGUGCGGGCGCAGUCCUUCUACCGCAUGUACCGUACUCGCAUCCAGCUGCUGCGGCUAGGCGUGCUUCUGCCACCGACUUUUAUGCACCGCAUCACCGCUGCUCGCCGCAUCCAGACGAGCUGGCGCACCUACACUGCUUACCGGCAUGUGCUAUACCUUCGCCUGCAGCGCAGCUACGCGUUCAAGCUGGUACAGUCGCAGGAGGCGCUGCACACCUACGCUACACUCAUCCAAGCCGCUGCUCGAUCGUACCUCGUGCGCCGUGGUCGGCUGCCUCGACCUGAGCCGGCACCCAAUGUGCUCGUGUCUGUAAAGACGUCCACCAAGCUGCCUAUUCCGCGUCCUCCUUCCCUACCUCGCGCUCGUGUGGCUCCUGAAUCUGGCUCGACCCCGCUACACAGUGUAACCUCCGGUGGACACGGUGUCGAGACUUCGCCGACGUCGCUGGCGCUCAUGAGGGCGCCGGCUACCGUCCUGCAGACCAUCGCUAUGCCAAUGGUUAGCAGCUGUUGCACCACUGCGGCGGUGCACAGCAGUCCGCCUGACUUUGGUGACCGGCCCUCCGCCCCCUCCCUCGUCACCGUCGUCAGCCCCACUCUCUUUCAGACGACGAGGGCAGCGAAGAGCUGCAGCAACUCAGCCUCUCUUUCCUGCCUUAGCAGUACACCUGAUAAGCCGCUUUACUUGUUGCAGAGUGACAGCACCGAUGGCGCGUGGUCGGCGCGCAGUGCACGUCACCCAGCCUCCUCGUCAGGCGAAAGGGCUGCGAUAGAUUCCCAGCAGGUCGUAGCAUCAUCGCAUGACACGGCACGCUUGUCCGCUCCGACGAAGGACUCAGUCGCUGAAACCACAGCCUAUUCAGCCGAUCCAGAGUCGGACGUGCAGGCCAUGAUGGAGCUUCCUGUGGCGCAGUGCAGUAUUGCGUGUUCCUCCUCGCUCUGCCACCACACUCCGCAAGAGGUGGAGGCCGCGGUGCGUAUUCAAGCCUCAUGGCGCGGCUACCGCGUACGCUGCACCAUCGAGUUCUACUACGAGGAGUACUACGAAGAGGUAGAUGAGGAGGGGGAAGAGGUGAUGGAGGAGAAGAGUCAGUACACCAACACCCUCUCACUAAGCGAGAGCAGGGAGCGGUGGGACAUGGUUCAUCAUCUCUGA
This is a messenger RNA of Leishmania braziliensis MHOM/BR/75/M2904, 5370 nucleotides long. RefSeq lists its product as hypothetical. The record is from RefSeq and is a predicted model, not a curated record. The transcript has a single exon. Lineage: Eukaryota; Euglenozoa; Kinetoplastea; Trypanosomatida; Trypanosomatidae. Bases 1 to 5370 code for a protein of 1789 amino acids. Gene Ontology annotation, biological process: establishment of meiotic spindle localization; spindle organization; mitotic cell cycle. Gene Ontology annotation, molecular function: protein binding. Gene Ontology annotation, cellular component: spindle pole.